Molecule: messenger RNA, 3834 nt
Organism: Grosmannia clavigera kw1407
Lineage: Eukaryota; Fungi; Ascomycota; Sordariomycetes; Ophiostomatales; Ophiostomataceae
Product: intradiol ring-cleavage dioxygenase
Exons: 6
Coding region: 1-3834 (1277 amino acids)
Biological process (GO): catechol-containing compound metabolic process; fungal-type cell wall biogenesis; transmembrane transport
Molecular function (GO): catechol 1,2-dioxygenase activity; ferric iron binding
Source: RefSeq, a predicted model, not a curated record
AUGUCACUUCUCGCACCACUACGGCCACGUGGCUGGCGACGUCCCGGCUAUGGCUCUCCUCUUCUCUAUAUCGGCCUCCUCCUCGCACUAUUCCUGGCUGUCUCUCCAACCACCGCUGCCGCCAUGGGACCGGCGCAUGAAACCGUGUUCAUCUCGGGGGUUGACUCCAAAGGCGUCACUCGACAACUAGCUGUCGAUCGUACACCUUCGCUCUAUACUAGCAGCUUCGGCGACUGCCUCGGCGGUCAGAGCUUGUUCAACAUUACCAAGUUUGAUGCUGCGUAUUAUGCCGACAACAUGACGGUGCUCUUUCAUCUGGAUGGAACCAGCAGCGUCCGCAACGAAUCUCUGAUGUUGGUUAUCACGUUGAUGGCCUCGGGCGUCCCCAUCAUGGGCUAUGCGGUGUUCCCUCUCACGGAAGAACAGACUGCUUCGAUCCCGGAGAUUGCCAUGGGCAUUCCCGACUUUGACAGUUAUGUCAGUCUUCAGAUCUUUGCAAACUCGACCCAGUCUCUGAUCGGUUGUUUCCAAGCUGCCAUGACGAACGGCAAUACCGUGAGCCUUCCGACCAUCAUUGCGCCCAUCGUCGGGGUUAUUGUCGCGGUGGCCAUUGUUUCCUCUUUUAUGACCGCGGCCUACGACGUUUCCGUGCCCUUGAUGCGCGCCCACUACGCCCAUUCGCUGUCUGUCCUCCUUCUAGUUGAAACGCUACAGUCUAUCUUCUUGACCGGUGCGCUUUCGCUGCAUUGGCCGAGCAUCCUGGUGGCCUGGUGGAGCAACUUUGCCUGGACAGUCGGCCUGGUCAACGUGACACCUCUCAUCGACAAGAUCAGUGCUUUUGCAGGUGUCACAGGCAAUUCUAGCCAGGUUGGCGGGGCUGGGUCGACUUUUAUCAACAACGGUGGCGGGAGGCUCGCUGGAAAGGUCUACAAGCGCGACAUCAUUCCAGCCCUCACUUACAACACGACCUCGGCCCUCUCACGCCGGAAAUACUUCAACGCCAGCGACCCUUACGAUUACGCCUGGGGAGGUGAUCCCGUCCGUCCUGGUGUUCCACUACCAGGCAUGUGGCAGAGCUUCGCUGGCACGCUGUCUCAGUUGGGAAUACCGGGAGCAUCGGCCUUCACGCUCAGUCUCUUCUGGCUGGUGAUGGCCUCGCUGGCGUUCCCAGCCCUGCUCUUGGGUGUGAAGAGUCUGCUGGAGGUCCUGGCGAAGCUGCACUGCAUUCGACAAGAUUCGAUGGCGUACUUUCGCACCCAUUACACUCGUUAUGCCGUGCAGAUCGGACUGCGAACACUGCUGCUGACCUUCUUUCCCAUCAUGGUGAUGGCUGUGUUUCAGUUCACCCUCAGCAGCUCGCCAAAGCCGACAGCACUGGCGGCGGUGGUGUUUGUAGUGUACAUUGUGGCAGUAUCGUACCUGGUUCUCCGCAUUGUCCUGGACCGACUUCGAAGCGACCAGAUGAAAGCAGCAGAUAACUACGAUGGUCCCACCAUGGGUGCUGGGCUCUUUGCCAGGUUCACGACUACAAAAACUAAGGGCAACGAAGUCGUUAACCCCCAACAGCAGCAGGAGCAGAGCGGCCCAUUCACCACGGGCAAAGCAAACACGGAAGACCCGAUACGUGUGGGUGUGCACCAGGACGAAAACUUUGUCAAGCAGUACGGCUGGUUGGUGGCACGGUUCCGCACAAGCUGCUGGUGGUUCCCGGCCGUAUAUCUGUUCCUGCAGCUGAUCCGUGCCUGCAUACUAGGCGGAGGCGGCGCGGACAACAACGCAACAAACAUUGACAACGUCAACGUCGGCUCGAGCGGGCCACCGACAGCCCAGGUGGUGGCACUGUGCUUACUGGAUAUCUUGAUGCUGGCGCUCUAUGCAUAUUGGCGUCCAUUCGAGGGCCACCGCAACAUGGCACUUGGCGUGUGGCUGCUGUGCUCGGCACGAGCCCUGGUGACAGUACUGUGCUUUCUUCUGCUGCCGCAGGUGAAGAUCAGCCGGAUCGGCGCGACGGCGGUCGGCUUCGUGAUCCUAGUGGUCCAGGUGCUGCAGCUUCUGGCUGUUCUGGCGCUGGUGGUCACAGGCGUCAUCACGUCCUGGCUGUCGCUCAGCCGCAACGGGGACGACUUCGACUCGGAGGUGUUUGCAGGUGUGCGCCAGCGGUACCUCGAGACCCUGCUGGCCAGUGCAACAGGAGCGCCGCGUCCGCCGCGACCGGAGACAGGACAGCGACAUCGCAAUGCCGAGCGCAAGGCCCGUCGAGAGGCCGAUCACCGCGCGGCAUCCAUGCCGCCGUCCUUUAGCGUCAUCGAGGUGCGGCGAGCACCCAAGAUCGAGGACCUGGACUUUGGCAGACCCGAAGACGGCGCAGAAGGUGACCCCAAGAAGGGCAAGAAACGUGGCCAAGAUGUUCAUCACGCUCCUAUGAUGACCAUGGCCGAUGGACAGGCCGAUGGCGACGAGCAAGGGGACACGCUGGGCGACCUGGGCGAUAUGGCGAUACAGAAGGCCAAGCGGCGACGAGCGAACAGCGGCGGUCUUGGCGGCUUUGGCAGCAGUGGUGGCAACAAUUCCGGCGCUGCUGGGCCGCAGAUCUUUGACCCGUCUCGGGUGAUUGCGAGGCACAACCGCAGCCGGACGAAUAGCAUGAAUUCGCUGCACUCUGUGCACUCGACGUCCAGCAGCCUGCACCGGGCCACCCCGGGUGUCCUGGCUGGCAGCAGCAGCAACAGUAGCGGCGCUGCAGAUACGUCAGGCCCGUCCAGAAGGCCGGUAUCUGCAGCAUUGUUGUUUUCGGAUGCGGAUGUGCCGUCAAGCGGGCGCAUGAUGCCGACCACUGCUGGUCCCAUCGCCGAUCCUGCCAGUGGCACCCCUUCUCUGCUCGAUCUCACCAUCGACAACAUCACUCCAAACACAAUCCGCAUCAAUGACCAGACGCCCGAUGCCCGCCUUCGCUACCUCAUGGACCGUCUUGUCAGCCACCUGCAUGACUUUUCUCGUGAGACCCGCCUGAGCACGGACGAAUGGAUGGCGGCCAUCUCCUUUCUCGUCGCUACCGGCCAGAUCUGCAGCGACGUGCGCAACGAAUUUAUUCUUCUCUCCGAUAUUCUCGGCCUCUCUCUCCUCGUUGAUAGCAUCAACCACCCCAAGCCGGCUGGCUGCACAGAGGGAUCUGUCCUCGGACCGUUUCACACGCAUGAUGCUCCCACGCUGGCGAAUGGCGCCUCUAUGACAUCCGAUCCCGAGGGCGAGCCUCUGCUGGCACUCUGCCGCAUCGUCGACCCUCACGGCAGCCCCGUGCCCGGCGUCAAGGUCGACAUCUGGGAGACGGACAGCACCGGCCACUACGACGUCCAGCAUGCCGACCGUAACGAGCCGUCGGAGCGCUGCGUCAUGGUCACCGGCCCCGACGGUCGCUUCUCGUUCAAGGGAAUCAAACCUGUGCCCUACCCGAUUCCCCAUGAUGGACCGGUCGGCAAGCUGCUCCAGCGCCUCGGCCGACACUGCUGGCGGCCGGCCCAUGUCCACUUCAUGUUUGAGAAGAAGGGCUGGGAUCAUCUGAUCACCGCACUUUAUCUUCGCGGCGACCCGUACGAGACGUCGGAUGCCGUCUUCGGCGUCAAGAAGAGCCUGAUUAUCGAUCUUGACCGGGUCGAUGCAGCCACGGCCGCCGAACACGGAGUCGCUGAAGGCUCCUGGCUGCUGAAACAAGAGUUUGUGCUCGUCACAGAGGAUGAGACGGAGAACCUGCGCGACCAAAACGCUGUCGAGUCGCUCAAGAAGCUCGGCCUACACAUGAAGCUGGUGGACCACUUGCCUGUGCCUGACUUGGAUUGA